GAUGAAAAUAUUAACCAAGAUAAGAUUAACCUCGCUACAUUGAUCGUAUAGUACUGCUGCGACGCUAUCUAGUUUCUGAGAAGACCAAACCCUUUACGGAUUGGAUCAGCAUGUUUCAUCAAUGGCAGCAGCAUGAUCCUGAGCAGCGGCCCCGUGUGGCGAGAACACGGACAGGGUGUCUUACUUGCCGGCGGAGAAAAGUCCGUUGCAAUGAAGUCCAUCCAAAGUGUGGACAUUGCUCGCGAUUACAUCUGUCAUGCAACUGGCCCCCGGACUCCUCUUUCAUUAUACCUGGGACUAUCAAAGUCUCAAAGACGAAGUCGAAGUCGAGGCAAGAUAGUCGAGAGAAGCGACUUUCACAGCAACAACCACAAGCGAAAUCGAAAUCACAGUCGCCCCUACAGAAACAACAAAGGCUGUCACUGGUGCAAGAGCAAGUAGAGCAGCCAUCCUCAUUCAGACAGCAGCUAUUGGAGCAUUCAGACACACAGACACAGCUUCUUCCAGAAGCUGAUUUCAGUGAAAUAUUCAACUAUGCGAGUUUUCUUUGGGAUAAUGAUUCUCCUACAAUCUCCUUCCCUACGGGUUCAUCACCCUUGGACAGCUUGCACACCCCGCACGAUCAGCUGCAAUUAGUCAUGCCUUUAGCUGACUCUGACGCUAUGAGAAGGACAACUUCGACGGCUGGUCCACCUUUAUUCGUGAGCGAUAGAUGGGUCAGUGAUAAUGGGAACUUCAUACCUGGGGCCUCUGGCGUAAAUGUCAACGAGUCCGAGUUAUCAGACUUCUUCGCCCGGUCUACCGCACCGCCAAUUCUAGCACCGUUGGAGACAAAUUCCCGAUGGUCUCGGAUGAGGAAAAUGUUGAUCUAUAUGGGGAAAAAGUCGCAGAUGGUUAAGAAUGCUGUCAUGGCCUUUGCUGCUCUGCAAUUCGAGUCGCCGCGCUCAGGAUGUAGGACCAUACAUACGCAAUACUAUUCUUAUUCCAGGGACAUGCUCACGAAGAUCCUUGCUGAUGUCUCCAUCGAUCAGAAGCUUCUUGCAGCUGAACUCCGGCACAUAUUGGCUACAGUAUUUCUGCUGACUUAUAUUGAUCUUCUGGAUGAUGAUGUGCUCAAGGCACAUGGCAACCUACGGGAUGCCUUUCAUGUCAUCCAGCGAGUUCGAUAUGAAGAUCUUAGCCUGACAGAGAAAUGCUUACUGUCCUGGUUGCGACUCCUCGAUGGGCGUGCCGUGAGUGCUGGGGGAGAGGGACUUUUUCUAGAUGAAGACGAUAAUAAUAUACCCCCGGAUAUGGAAUCACCUCCAGACACUGUUGAUGGCGGUUUAGAAAACCCAGAGACUAUUCUCGAAGAGGUUCUUACGCGCCCGGCUUCGUCAUUCUUCCAAAAAGUACAAUCGUUCAUGGGUCGCAUAUCAAGAAUCGACCCGUGGCACCGUUCUCGAGGCACUGUGGACGAUGAGACCGAGGUCAUGAUCAUUGCUCAAAAGAUAAGCAAGGACAUCAAGGCUCUUUGGCAUCAACGACCGGCACUCAUGGACCAUGCCAUUGCAUGCAAAUUAGUGCCGCCGUUACUUUCUCCAUCAUUGACCAACACAUUAUCAAGGGCGCUGAUGGUAUGUUAUGCCAAUUAUCACGCAUGCUUCGUUCAUUUGCAUCGCGUUGCAUAUAAGACUCUCCCACGAACACCAGACCUUGAAACAGCCCUUUGCGCCAUCCAGCAGGUCACUGAGAAUCUAAUGCGCACACCCAUCGAUACUACAGGUGCGGCGACAACGAACUCAAUCGAGGCCGUCUCCAACUUCACCUCCGACCCUUCCCCUUUACCAAUAAACAUGCUCUGGCCUCUCUUGAUGCUUGGGGUAGAAUCAGAUGAUGCACACCAACGAGCAUGGGUCAUCGCCGCAAUGAAAAGCAUGGAAAGUAUCGUUUCCAAUGCCGGGAUUACAGCUGAUGUUUUGGAAGAGGUGAUAAGACGACAGGAUGAGGCCGGGCAGAGGAUGGAUAUUCGACAGGUCAUGUAUGACACUUUUACGAGGGCUUUUGCCAUUGUGUAA
This is a messenger RNA of Talaromyces stipitatus ATCC 10500, 2057 nucleotides long. RefSeq names its product C6 finger domain protein, putative. NCBI's taxonomy places the organism in Eukaryota, Fungi, Ascomycota, Eurotiomycetes, Eurotiales, Trichocomaceae. Gene Ontology annotation, biological process: positive regulation of transcription by RNA polymerase II. Bases 111 to 2057 code for a protein of 648 amino acids. The transcript is spliced from 4 exons. Gene Ontology annotation, cellular component: nucleus. Gene Ontology annotation, molecular function: transcription cis-regulatory region binding; DNA-binding transcription factor activity, RNA polymerase II-specific; zinc ion binding. The record is from RefSeq and is a predicted model, not a curated record.